Sporisorium graminicola is the source of this 621-nucleotide messenger RNA. RefSeq lists its product as uncharacterized. The record is from RefSeq and is a predicted model, not a curated record. Gene Ontology annotation, molecular function: intramolecular phosphotransferase activity. Gene Ontology annotation, biological process: glycolytic process. The transcript has 2 exons. The coding region runs from base 1 to 621 and encodes 206 amino acids. Lineage: Eukaryota; Fungi; Basidiomycota; Ustilaginomycetes; Ustilaginales; Ustilaginaceae.
AUGGUUGGAACUCUCGUGCUUACGCGUCACGGUCAAUCCGAGUGGAACAAGCUCAACCUGUUCACUGGUUGGAAGGACCCUGCCCUCACUGAGCUCGGUCGCGAGGAAGCGCUCACUGGCGCCAAGCGCGUCGCUGCCACGGGUAUCAAGUUCGACGUUGCCUUCACCUCGGCCCUGCAGCGUGCUCAGACGACGCUCGCAAUCCAGCUCAAGGAGUUGGGCCAGGAGGGCAUCCCGAUCCACAAGGACCAGGCGCUCAACGAGCGUGACUACGGCGAGCUCAGCGGUCUCAACAAGGACGACGCCAGGAAGAAGUGGGGCGAGGACCAGGUGCACAUCUGGCGCAGGAGCUACGACAUCCCCCCUCCCGGCGGCGAGAGUCUCAAGCUCACCGCUGAGCGCGUCUGGCCUUACUACCACAAGGAGAUCCUGCCUCUCGUCAAGCAGGGCAAGAACGUCAUCGUUGCUGCCCAUGGCAACUCGCUGCGUGCCAUGAUCAAGGACAUCGAGAACAUCUCCGACGACGACAUCGUCGGCCUCGAACUCGCUACCGGCGUCCCCAUCCUGUACAAGCUCGACUCGGAAGGCAAGGUCGUCUCCAAGGAGGUUCUCCAGGGAUAA